Messenger RNA from Schistocerca nitens (vagrant locust), 1609 nucleotides. Its product is annotated as inactive selenide, water dikinase-like protein. The transcript is spliced from 2 exons. Gene Ontology annotation, molecular function: ATP binding; selenide, water dikinase activity. The record is from RefSeq and is a predicted model, not a curated record. Lineage: Eukaryota; Metazoa; Arthropoda; Insecta; Orthoptera; Acrididae. Gene Ontology annotation, biological process: L-selenocysteine biosynthetic process. Gene Ontology annotation, cellular component: cytoplasm.
AAUAGAACGCCAUCGUAUCGCCAUUUUGUAAUCUGUCGAGAGGUUGGAGGCAUUGAGCGUUUAGUUGUGUUGUGUAAUAUUUGAUCAUUUUUACCAACUUUUCUGCAAAUUGCGGCAGUAUGGCAGAACUUCAGGGGCCAGCAGUGUCGCAAGAUGCGUUAUCCGUAGCACAGUUGGAGUUAGGAGGUAAUCCAAACGCAUUUGCAUUAAGGAGGCCUUUUGAUCCUGUUGCACAUGAGUUAGACGCUACUUUCCGUCUGACGCGUUUUGCUGAUCUGAAAGGAUGAGGGUGUAAAGCUCCUCAGGAGGUUCUGUGGAAACUCCUCGAGGGGCUCCAGCAAGACGAUAACAAUGCACAGGAUGAACAUGCACACUUCAUGCAUAUGCAUAUUCCUCGUAUUGGAAUUGGUAUGGAUUCCUCCGUGACUCCACUGAGGCAUGGAGGGCUGUGUCUUGUGCAAACAACAGAUUUCUUUUAUCCAUUAGUUGACGAUCCCUACAUGAUGGGUAAGAUUGCUUGUGCCAAUGUGUUGAGUGAUCUUUACGCCAUGGGUGUUACGGAAUGCGACAACAUGCUGAUGUUACUUGGUGUGUCAACAAAAAUGACUGAAAAGGAAAGGGAUGUUGUUAUUCCACUGAUUAUGAGAGGAUUUAAGGAUUCGGCGUGGGAGGCAGGCACCACCGUGACAGGAGGUCAAACUGUUGUGAAUCCCUGGUGUACAAUUGGAGGUGUAGCGACAUCUGUGUGCCAACCAAAUGAAUAUAUUGUUCCUGAUAAUGCAGUUGUUGGAGAUGUAUUGGUUUUGACUAAGCCUUUAGGCACACAAGUAGCAGUUAAUGCACAUCAGUGGUUAGAGCAGCCAGAGAGAUGGAACCGCAUUAAACUUGUUGUGUCAGAGGAUGAUGUUAGAAAGGCCUAUCAGAGAUCGAUGGAUUCCAUGGCAAGACUUAAUCGUAUAGCAGCUCGUUUGAUGCACAAGUACAACGCACAUGGUGCGACAGAUGUUACAGGCUUUGGAUUACUUGGUCACGCUCAAAAUCUUGCUAGACAUCAAAAGAAUGAGGUGUCUUUUGUGAUUCAUAACUUACCAGUUAUAGCUAAAAUGGCAGCUGUUGCAAAAGCAUGUGGUAAUAUGUUUCAACUUCUCCAAGGACAUUCCCCUGAGACAUCAGGGGGGUUGUUAAUUUGCCUACCAAGAGAACAAGCAGCAGCAUACUGUAAAGAUAUUGAGAAACAGGAAGGUUACCAGGCAUGGAUAAUUGGUAUAGUAGAGAAAGGGAAUCGCUCUGCAAGAAUAAUUGACAAACCUCGUAUCAUUGAAGUUCCAGCAAAAGAAAAGGAUGGAGAGUUGUGGUAAUACAAGUUUUCAGGAGAUAGUGAAACCCUACAUGAUUUACACUCACAGCAACCUCAGAUAUCAACCUGAUUACUGGAAGAAAUGUUUUAAGUUCAUGGGAACUUAAAAACUGACAGCACAAUGUUAACAUUGUCAUCAUGUUACUACAUAAAUUAUCUUGUUUCAAAUGUUUUUGAAUCAUGUAAAUAUUCAUUUGUUUGCACAUGCUGAAUGAAAUGAAUUUAAACAAAUUAUUGCUUUUAGCUUUUGAA